Messenger RNA from Striga hermonthica, 1431 nucleotides. NCBI's taxonomy places the organism in Eukaryota, Viridiplantae, Streptophyta, Magnoliopsida, Lamiales, Orobanchaceae. The record is from the annotation of a GenBank genome assembly.
AUGGAGUCCGCGACUUGCAACAAGUGUUUCUCAAGCGACUACAUGCUUCUGAACCCAGACGAGGCCGGUUUUCUCGACCUCGCCAAGGUUUUGUUUUCUAGCAACCUCGAGAAAAGGAAAUUUGUCGACUGUCCUGAUGGUGCGCACGAGCCGUCGUUCGGGCGUAGAUGGAUCAUUUUCGUCUCCGUCGUCGUGCAGAAAAUGCUGAAAAUGGUCGCAAAGCCCCUGGCCGGGUUCGGUUCAGGGAUCGAGCAUUGGCUGAAUUUGCUGUCGGGGAAUGGUGGUUUUUUCGGGCUUGCGGCAAAUUAUCUUAAAGGGAAGGUGGUGCGUCCGGACAGAACAUCGGCGAAUUUCUUGUCGUUCAUUGGCUGCAUUGAUAAAAGACGUGAGCUGGACCCCACCAUAAGCCACGUGGACUGCAGAUACUAUGCAGCGCUUUCUGUAAUGGCUGCCAAGGCCUCUUACGAGAACCACCAAUACAUUCAGUCUAUAGUCAACGAUCAAUGGGAGAUGGAAUACUUGGGAUCCUUCGAUUUCUGGAACGAUUACCAGGAGAAAGCCACGACACAGGCAUUCGCUCUCCAGGACAACAACGACGUCGUCAUUGCCUCCUUCCGCGGAACCGAAACCUUCGACUCCGACGCGUGGUCCACAGACGCCGACAUCUCCUGGUACGACCUCCCCACCGCCGGCAAAAUCCACGGCGGCUUCCUCAAAUCCCUCGGCCUCCAGAAGAGCCAGGGCUGGCCCCGCGAACAGGACCACCACAAGCCCCCCACCGCCUACUACGCCAUCCGGAAGCUCCUCCACGAAAAACUCGAACAAAACAGCAAUUCCAAAUUCAUCCUGACCGGCCACAGCCUCGGCGGCGCCCUGGCCGUUCUUUUCCCGGCGGUGCUUGGCUUGCACGGCGAGUCGUCGCUGCUGGACAGGCUGGAAGCCGUCUACACGUUCGGGCAGCCUAGGGUUGGGGACGAGAAGUUCAAACAGUAUAUGGAGAGUUUGAUGGAAAAACAUAAUAUUAGUUAUUAUCGAUUUGUUUACUCGUACGAUGUUGUGCCGAGGCUUCCGUACGAUGAUUCAACCCUCAUGUUCAAGCAUUUUGGGACCUGCAUUUACUAUAACAGCUUCUAUGAGGGAAAAGUUGUAGCUGAGGAGCCUAACAAGAACUAUUUUUCUCUUAUAUGGCUUUUACCGAAAAUUGCGAAUGCUUGCUGGGAGCUAAUGAGGAGCUUUGUAAUCGGCUACACGAGAGGAAAAGAUUAUCGGGAAGGAGGUUUGCUUAGGAUUUUAAGGUUUGCUGGUCUUCUAGUUGCUGGAAUUCCGGCUCAUUGCCCACAAGAUUACGUGAACUCGACUAGAUUGGGAAAGCCUGAUGUAUUUCUUUCCGCAAUUGGGCGGGAAAAUCGGAAAAUCUUGAAGACGAACUAA